Molecule: messenger RNA, 1857 nt
Organism: Plasmodium gonderi
Lineage: Eukaryota; Apicomplexa; Aconoidasida; Haemosporida; Plasmodiidae
Product: RNase L inhibitor
Exons: 2
Coding region: 1-1857 (618 amino acids)
Biological process (GO): translational initiation; translational termination; ribosomal subunit export from nucleus
Molecular function (GO): ribosomal small subunit binding; iron ion binding; ATP binding
Source: RefSeq, a predicted model, not a curated record
AUGAAAAAGAAGAACAAGGAAGACCUGUAUAAGGAAAAUAAACUAGAAGCGUCUAAACUAAGAAUCGCCAUUGUGAGUUCAGAUAAAUGUAAACCAAAAAAAUGCCAUCUUGAAUGUAAAAAAAAUUGCCCAAUAGUGAAAACAGGAAAAUUUUGCAUAGAAGUAGAACACAGUUCAAAAAUUGCAUAUAUCAGUGAGACUUUGUGCAUAGGAUGUGGUAUAUGUGUAAAAAAAUGUCCAUUUUCAGCAAUAACCAUUAUAAAUUUACCAAAAGAUAUAAAUAAAGAUGUAGUUCAUAGGUAUGGGCCGAAUACAUUUAAAUUACAUAGAUUACCUAUACCCAAAUUAGGACAAAUAUUGGGCUUAGUUGGUACGAAUGGAAUUGGAAAAUCAACAGCAUUAAAAAUUUUAUCAUCAAAAUUGAAACCAAAUUUAGGAAAAUUUAAUAAUCCACCAGAAUGGAGAGAUAUAUUAUCUUUUUUUCGAGGAAAUGAAUUACAAAUAUUUUUCACAAAAUUGUUGGAAGAACAAUUGACACCAAUUAUAAAACCACAAAAUGUUGAUUUGAUACCUAAACAGAUUAAAGGAAAUAUUUUAGAAAUUAUUAAUAAAAAAGAUAAGCUAAAUAAAAAAGAUCAAUAUAUGAGUGCCUUAGAAUUGGAUCAUUUAUUAGAUAGAAAUGUAGAAGAUUUAAGUGGUGGAGAAUUACAAAGAUUUGCACUAUUAAUUUCUAUUAUUGGACAAACAACAAAUGUAUAUAUGUUUGAUGAACCAAGUAGUUAUUUAGAUAUUAAACAAAGAAUAUCUAUGGCAAAAAUAAUUCAUAGCUUAGUUAGACAUGAUAAUUAUAUCAUAGUUGUUGAGCAUGAUCUAUCCAUUUUAGAUUAUUUAAGUGAUUAUGUUUGUUGUUUAUGGGGAAAAGCAGGAGCAUAUGGAGUUGUUACAUCUCCAUUUUCUGUACGAGAAGGAAUUAAUGUUUUCUUAGAUGGAUUUGUACCAACAGAUAAUUUAAGAAUACGGGAAGAAUCAUUAAAUUUUAAGCUAGCUACAGAUCAAGAUCUAACAGAAGAUAAAAAAAGACUUCAUUUUUAUAAUUAUCCAACAAUGAAAAAAACAUUAAACAGUUUUACAUUAACAAUUAAUAAAGGAAAAUUCUCAGAAUCAGAAAUUUUUGUUCUAUUAGGACAAAAUGGAAGUGGAAAAAGUACAUUCAUACGACUUUUUGCAGGACUAAUUCAACCAGAUAAUCUAUCUAGUCUAAGUUUCUUAGAAUCAUUAAGUGUUUCUUAUAAACCACAACAAAUACAAGCAAAAUAUACAGGAACUGUUAGACAAUUGCUCAUGUCAAAAUUGAAAGGAUUAUACACAGAUCCAUAUUUUAAUAAUGAAAUUAUUAAACCGUUAAAGAUUGAAGCUAUUAUGGAUAAUCAAGUAUUGACCUUAUCAGGUGGGGAGUUACAAAAAGUUGCAAUUAUUAUAACACUUGCAAAAAAUACCAAUAUUUACCUAAUCGAUGAACCAUCUGCCUAUCUAGAUUCAGAACAGAGAAUUAUUGUCUCAAAAAUUAUUAAGAGAUUCAUACUUAACACUAACAAAACAGCAUUUGUUGUAGAACAUGAUUUUAUUAUGGCUACAUAUCUUGCUGAUCAUGUUAUUGUUUUUGAUGGACAGGCAGGUGUUAAUACUGUUGCAAACACACCACAAACUUUGGUAGCAGGAAUGAAUAAAUUCUUAAAAAUUAUUGAUGUUACAUUUAGACGUGACCCAACCAAUUAUAGACCAAGAAUUAACAAGUACGACAGUGUCAAGGACAAGGAGCAGAAACUUAAUGGCACUUAUUUCAUUAUUGACGAAUGA